This is a messenger RNA of Sorex araneus (European shrew), 427 nucleotides long. Its product is annotated as serine protease inhibitor Kazal-type 7. Lineage: Eukaryota; Metazoa; Chordata; Mammalia; Eulipotyphla; Soricidae. Bases 35 to 292 code for a protein of 85 amino acids. Gene Ontology annotation, molecular function: protein binding. The record is from RefSeq and is a predicted model, not a curated record. The transcript has 4 exons.
UCUGAACAGCUUGUGGGUCACAGCCAUCUCCACCAUGAAAAUCCUUGGGGGUCUCCUUCUACUCUGCACACUAUCCCAUUUUUAUAGCAGCUCUGAAGCUGCUAGUCUGCCUUUAAAAACAGUAGACUGCGACAUUUAUAAGAAGUACCCGGUAGUGGCCAUUCCUUGCCCCAUCACAUACCUGCCUGUUUGUGGUUCUGACUACAUCACCUAUGGAAAUGAAUGCCAUUUAUGUACCGAGACCUUAAAAACUGAUGGAAAGGUUCAGUUUCUUCAUGAAGGAAGAUGUUAAAGUUGCUAUGGAUGUGGACACAGAGAUGAACAUUUCUCUUUUCCCUCCUUUUUGCCUCUUCAUCUUGAUCAAGGUUCAAAGUGAAGGAUAAGCUAGAUUCAAAGUCAACUUCUUUGAGUGUAUUAAAUUGUUGUA